AUGCAUCUCACUCAAAUUCUCGUUGGCGCUGCUGCGCUCUUGCCCAACUUGGCCGUUGCCCACCUGGAGGCUCGCGCCAGUAACACGGCUGUCGAUCAGUGUCAGCAAGACAUUCGCUACAACGGCGGCUAUGACUUCUGUAAGACCUUCUUCCCUACCAGAACCGUCACCGUGAACCACGUCGUCUACAAGAACGGAGGUACCACGACGAUCUGCACCACCAAGCAAGCGCCUUGCACCACGACCCCUCCGUCCUAUCACCAGAAGCGAGAGGCAAAGUUCGACCUCAGGGACGCAGAUGGAGCCCGAGGGCAAGUCAAAUGCAAUCGACAGGGUGUUCCAUACAACCUCCAGAAGCAGUACUCCUGCGACGUCAUUGAGAAGGCUUGCCGGCAAUAUUAUCCGCCCAAGUUCAGACUCAGACAGAUCUCUUCGCAGUCCACCAUCGCGGAAUACAAGCCACUGGCAACGGUCUACACCACCAAGACUGUAACCCCUGCAUGCUCUUCCACCACCGCUAAGAGCUCGACAAUGACCAAGAAGAUUGUCGCUUCCCCUUUCUACGACUCCUGGCUCGACACGUUCGACAACAAAAUCGAGUACGCAGUCUACUACGCAGUCUACAAGUGGCAGCACCACAUCCCGCACAACACUUUCUACCACGGCUAUACGGCGGCUAGCACUUCCGCCAGCACUUCUAUCAGCACUUCGGCCAGCACGUCGGUCAGCACAACUGCAAGCAUCUCGACCAGAACAUGUCUCGCCCAAGUCGACGCCUUUUGCCAGCGGAACAGCCUAGAUAUCUCCCAAACCUGCUGCGCUGGCACUACGUGCGUUGAGGUAGAGCCUAAUGUCUACAGAUGCCGCCCGGGUGACUGCAAGACCAAGGUCGACGAUACCUGCGUGCCGAAUAGCUCGGAGCCUUCUGAGACGUGCUGCGAAAGCAGUGGUAACACAUGCCAAGAAGGCCCGCCAAACACCUACUUCUGCCGCCCGGCAAUGCCUACCGUCUGCAAAAGCCAGAUUGACGCCAUCUGCGUGCCGAACACUGCCAUCUUCUCGGAGACAUGCUGCGUGAGCAGCGGCAAUACAUGCUAG
Messenger RNA from Zymoseptoria tritici IPO323, 1098 nucleotides. RefSeq lists its product as uncharacterized. Bases 1 to 1098 code for a protein of 365 amino acids. The record is from RefSeq and is a predicted model, not a curated record. The transcript has 4 exons. Lineage: Eukaryota; Fungi; Ascomycota; Dothideomycetes; Mycosphaerellales; Mycosphaerellaceae.